This is a messenger RNA of Caenorhabditis elegans, 987 nucleotides long. It is a transcript of the gene srg-22, whose product is annotated as Serpentine receptor class gamma. The coding region runs from base 1 to 987 and encodes 328 amino acids. Gene Ontology annotation, biological process: sensory perception of chemical stimulus. The record is from RefSeq and is marked reviewed. The transcript has 5 exons. Lineage: Eukaryota; Metazoa; Nematoda; Chromadorea; Rhabditida; Rhabditidae. Gene Ontology annotation, cellular component: membrane. Gene Ontology annotation, molecular function: transmembrane signaling receptor activity.
AUGAGCUUCACCUUACCAGUCAACUUCUCCUAUGACGAUCCCCUACCGUUCACUUGUAAAGAGGACCCUGAUGUGGCCUAUUCCAUUUUUAUCUACAUUUUUCAAGCUAGCUAUCUAGUUCUUGGUGCUACUCUGAAUAGUCUAAUUAUUCAUACAAUUUUUAAAUCCAAAAAUAAGGAAAAGUAUCGGAGCAACUCGUUUUAUUAUCUCUACACCUCGGAGGCAAUUAUGAGUAUCUAUGACUCGUUAGUUGCUGCAUUCUUUAGCCGCCUUGUUCUAAGAGUCUCUCCUUUGUGUACAAUUUUAUCUCCAUUUUUCUUCACCCCAUCUAUAAUCACCAAAGCCUAUUACGCUACGUACAACUACAAUUUGGCAUUCAAGACUAUUUCACAAAUUGUGAUAAGUUUUAAUAGAAUGACAUGUGUUGUACUACCAAUUCGACAUGCAACGUUAUGGAAAAGAAUACUGAAGCCGAUACUGAUCAUUCAACACCUGUUCCCUCUCGGCGUAAUCUGGAAUAUUCUACUAUCAAGAGUGUAUACUAAUCCAAGUGGUUACGGGUUUUCUGUCAACUACAAGGCAGCGAUUCCAUGGGCCAACGUUUCUCUUCUGAACCUGUUCCACUGUAUCCCAUGUGUUGUACUGGUUACCAUAUUUUUUAUAGUUACUAUUUAUGGCCUAACAAUGUUGGAAUAUAGAAUCAAAAAUGUUGAGCGACACCUGACAAUAUUCACAUUAAUAAUGGGUUUGCAGACGACGUUGUUCGCAUUUACACAGAUCUACUUUGCCUUCCUCGCCACCUAUAUCCCAAGUAUUCGCGGGUACAUACUCUUACUCGCAUUCCACAUAUUCGAUAUUCUCCAUGUCUACAGCCCGAUAGCACUCCUAAUAUCAAAUCGAGAAUUAAGAAACGACAUUUUCAGAUUGAAAAAGGAGAAUGGAGGGUAUGCAGCUGGCAACAAUGAGAUUUUAUUUUCAAAAAAAUAA